Cooperia oncophora is the source of this 327-nucleotide messenger RNA. The record is from the annotation of a GenBank genome assembly. NCBI's taxonomy places the organism in Eukaryota, Metazoa, Nematoda, Chromadorea, Rhabditida, Trichostrongylidae.
AUGACGGAACAGUUUGCGCGGAUACUGAAUCAGUCGUCCAUGUUGCUGUUGGUGACUUUCUUAACUCCUGUCUACAGAGGUCAAAAUGAUAUAUCGCUUUUCACAGAGUUAGCGAGGGAAUAUUGGAACUGUAACGAGGACCUUUUGUCAGUGGAAGUACCUCAGAGGCGAUUGAUCACUCCAAAAUACAUCUCACAAGAACUUGCAAAUGAUAAGCAGGCAUGUGAAGAAGUGACGGAAGGUAGAAAUUGCUCCGAAAUGCAGAAGCCGCCGUUCCCUGCGCAAGGUAACGCGUGUGAAAAAACAAUGGAUAUACCUUCUUCAUAG